AUGGGUUAUGCUCUCAUGAACCCAAACCAAAGUAUUAAGGUUGAAUAUCGUGUUCGUGUAAACACAUCCCUUGUAGCUACUAAGUUUCUUUUGAGGUGUGAUAUGCCAUUUAGAGGGAGUGAAGAGUCUCUUAACUCUUUAUUUAAGGGGCCAUUUCUUGAGUUGGUGGACACUUUAAAGGAAAUUAACCUAGAGAUAGCUAGUGUAAUAAAUUGUGCUUCGAGAAAUAACCUUAUGACUGCCCCUAAGAUUCAAAAGAAUCUUGCCGCUGCUUGUGCAUAUGAAAUAACUCAACAAAUUAUAUGUGAUAUUGCGGAUGAUGUGUUUAGUGUUUUGAUUGAUGAAUCUGAUGAUAUUGCCGGUAAAGAACAAAUGACUGUUGUUGUUCGCUAUGUUAAUAAUGAAGGUUUGGUAAAAGAAAUGUUUAAUGACAUUACUCACAAAGAUGUUAGUAUUUUUUUUGCUAAAGUUAACAUGCUUGUUAAUUUCAUUGGAUCUUCUAACAAGAGACAAGAAUUACUUCGGAAAAAACAAGAAACUCAGUUUGCUAAAUUGAUUGAAGAGGGCCAAAUAGAAACAGGUAGUGGAUUAAACCAAAAAUCAUCUAUUGCUAGAGCGGGUGACACUCGUUGGGGUUCUCACUUUAGGACUCUCACUAGUUUGAUGACUUUGUAUGGUGCCAUUAUUUGGGUACUAGAAGUAUUUGAGAAUGAUACAUCAUUUGAAAAAUAUGGUGAAACUAUUAUUUUGUUAGAUUUGCUUCAAUCCUUUGAUUUUAUCGUCAUAUUAUAUAUGAUGGUUGAGAUUUUAGGAUUUACAAUUUGA
Vicia villosa (hairy vetch) is the source of this 825-nucleotide messenger RNA. RefSeq lists its product as uncharacterized. The transcript has 2 exons. Bases 1 to 825 code for a protein of 274 amino acids. NCBI's taxonomy places the organism in Eukaryota, Viridiplantae, Streptophyta, Magnoliopsida, Fabales, Fabaceae. The record is from RefSeq and is a predicted model, not a curated record.